This is a messenger RNA of Neurospora crassa OR74A, 468 nucleotides long. RefSeq lists its product as hypothetical. Bases 1 to 468 code for a protein of 155 amino acids. NCBI's taxonomy places the organism in Eukaryota, Fungi, Ascomycota, Sordariomycetes, Sordariales, Sordariaceae. The transcript has a single exon. The record is from RefSeq and is a predicted model, not a curated record.
AUGCCCCCACAGACUUCCGUUUCCAACGCUCUAACCAAUACCAGUGAUAGUCCACUCAUCCACCUCUCUCCCGCCGCAAACGUAAUCAUCACUAUCAACGUCAUCAACGAAGACGACCCGUCCUCUCAGUCUGAGUCGGACCAACCCCAUUCCCAACCUCUCAUCCGCCUACUCGCCAACGACACCAUCAUCCGUUCUGCCUCUCAGAAGUUCUCAGCCACGUUGUUGUCCCCUUUGGAACCUGAAUGUCAACAGCAGAACCGACUACUCAGCCACCCUUCAGACGUGUGGCCCCAGCCUCCAACCCCACCGAAGGAGGUCUUUCUCCCUAUCCCGGAUGAUAACACGGACCCCGACGCUUUAAGAACAAUCCUUUGCGUCUUACAUCUCCGUAAUGAUCUAGUGGAUGAAGUUCCCAAGCCCAGAGAACUACUCCAUAUAGCGCUCCUUGCCGAUAAAUAUGAGUAA